UAGCGGGACUAUUAUGGGCCUCCCUGACGACCCUGUCAGUCUGAAGUACAUACAUCUCUCUUUCUAUCUAUCUCUUUACUUAUCUUCUGAACCACGAGUGUUGGGAGAAUGGAUCUUGAACAUUAUGAACACUGCGACCGAAGACAAGAUGGUCCUGGCAUUGAAGGCGUUAGCGAAAUAGAUCUGCUGAUUCCGUUGGACCCAGAAACUCAAGAGCGGAGGCUUCUGCGGAAAUUAGAUCAAAGGAUCCUACCGAUACUAUGCCUGCUUUAUCUAUUUGCUUACCUUGAUCGCUCGAACCUGGGCAAUGCUCGGUUACAGGGUUUGCCUCAAGAUGUUCUUGGUGGAGAUCCAACUGGAGUACUAUUUAACUGGGUCAACUCAGCCUUCUUUUUCACCUAUAUACUCUUGCAAAUUCCGUUCACAGUCCUCUCGAAGUAUUACAACCCGCGCAUAUGGAUUGGCUGCUCUGCUAUCCUAUGGGGGAUAUGUUCCACAUCAAUGGCAGUAGCGCAGAAUUUUACUGGCCUGAUGAUCGCUCGGCUUGGGCUAGGGACUUUCGAAGCAGCCUUUGGAGGUGCCGUUGCAUUAUACUUUUCUUUCUAUUAUACCAAAGCCGAGUACGGUACUCGCAUCGCAUAUUGGUUCGGGUUUGCAACCGUCGCAGGGGCAUUUGGGGGGCUCCUCGCGUACGGGAUUCAACACAUCAAGGUGUCGAUUGCGAACUGGAGGUUGCUUUUCAUCUUGGAGGGAGCGCCAACGAUACUUCUAGGUGUUCUCUGCGUAUUUAUGCUUCCAGGCCGUCCCGAGUCCACGCCGUUCCUCACUACAGCGGAACGUAAAAUCGCGAUCAACCGCAUGAACAGAGGGACAAGCGGUGACUUUGGUGCAGUUGUCCGUCAAAGUCACGUCAUUGCGGCUUUCCAGGACUGGAGGAUCUACGUAGGCGGGGUAAUUUACUUUGGCCUCAACUGUGCCUUGGCAUCGCUGUCGGCCUUCUUACCAACUAUCAUCGCUACCAUGGGGCAUACAAAUGCAAUGGCUCAACUGAUGACAGUGCCGCCAUAUGCUAUGGCCGGUUGUGUCCUCAUUGCUACUUCCUAUUGUUCCGACAGGCUGCAGAUUAGGGGACCCUUACUUAUCUGUACCAGCACAAUUGGUGGUCUAGGUUAUAUGAUACUACUUGGCACCACUCACCGGCAAGAUGUACGCUACGGCGCAACAUUUCUUAUCACUAGCGGAACGUAUGCGAGCAUCGGCUUGACUAUUGCUUGGUUUAACCAUAAUCUUGGUUCUGAAACAAAGAGGGCUACUGGGAUUCCUCUUUACGGUGCCAUUGGUCAAUGCGGAAGUAUAUUAGGAUCCCAUCUAUACCCUUUGACUGAGGGUCCCGCUUAUACGAAUGGAUUCACUGUUUCUGCAUUCCUGCUUUUUUUGGCUGCACUGUGCGCACUCUUGUUGAGCAUUUCUUUCCGUUUGGACAAUAUGCAGCGAGAUGAGAAGUAUGGCAAGCCAGAUCCAAACGAUAUGGUAGACACAUCGGAGCUCGCAGACAAAGCUCCUGCAUUCCGUUACAUUAUGUAGCAGAUAAUCGUCUACUGAAUUGCUAAUCUAAACUGCGAGACUAUUACGCUGUCAUGCCGUUGAGUGCCGCUUCUCAUCCGAAUAUUACGGCACCUGUGCAGAAGAAUAUGCGUAAUCAAUGAUUAAUGAAACUCAUAUGUAAUCUCUUUUAA
This is a messenger RNA of Suillus paluster, 1736 nucleotides long. RefSeq names its product major facilitator superfamily domain-containing protein. The record is from RefSeq and is a predicted model, not a curated record. Bases 109 to 1584 code for a protein of 491 amino acids. The transcript has 15 exons. NCBI's taxonomy places the organism in Eukaryota, Fungi, Basidiomycota, Agaricomycetes, Boletales, Suillaceae. Gene Ontology annotation, cellular component: membrane. Gene Ontology annotation, biological process: transmembrane transport. Gene Ontology annotation, molecular function: transmembrane transporter activity.